AUGAUAAGUAAAUUUACAUUAAUUUCAGAUCCACCAACCAUCACAAGUCUAACAUCAGAUGCUACCAACAAUAUAAUAGAUGAAGAUUCUACUGUAACCUUCAACUGUUCAGUUGACAGUCUUCCAUCUUCAGAUAUAUCCUGGUCUAGAUCACAACCAGGGGAACAACUCUAUUCUGGUAGUCAAUAUACCAUAUCUAAAGCUAGUUGUCAACAUACAGAUAACUAUACCUGUACAGCUAGUAAUACGAUUGGUCAACCUGUAUCUAAAACUAUUCCACUCCAUGUUACAUGUUCUCCUAGAGAAAACACAGUCACCAAGAUACAAAUCACUAAUAGAAUAGAUGCAACAAUAACUCUACAAGUUGAUAUAAUCGCCUACCCUCCACCAACCUUCACCUGGUACCAUACAUCUACCAGACAGAUAAUAAAUUCAGCUAGAACACAACAACUAUCAACUAUAAACUAUAAAUCAACAGUAGAGAUAACUCUAAACUCUAAUCUAUUUGGUGAUUAUAUAGUAUCUGUAGUCAAUGAUAUUGGUAUUCAGAACUUCACUAUUACAGUUAUUGAUGGAGAACCACCGAAGCCAGUAAAUGACCCAUUGGGAAGUAAUAACAUGCUUACUAUAGUUGGAAUUAUUAUUGGUGUAUUGGUAAUUGUUGGUAUUAUAACUGUUAUUGGCGUGGUAAUAUACCGUAGAAAGGCACAAAAAGACAGUUCCCAAGAUAAUGUUCCCUCAUCAAACAAAGGAAAUAAAAGGCAAGAUGAAAUGGUUAUUGAUGACAAUUUAACAUAUGAGGGCAGUGAUCAUUUAUUUGGACCCCGGACUGGAGCAGGACCUGGAAAAGGACAAACCGAUAACAUUUCGAAGGCAUCUAACGUAAAGACAGGACAGGACAGUAAAAUGGUUAUCGAUGAUAAUCUCUUGUAUGAAGGAAGCGAUCAUUUAUUUGGACCUCAAAAUGGAAAUGAAUCUGAAAAAAGUAAAAAGCCCGCCAAGAAACCAGAUCCUGAAGCUAUCUACACAGCGGUUGUUAAGAAAAAGACUGGUCAAGAUAAUAAAACUGCUAGUGGACAGACAGAUGUCAAAGCCAAACCAGUAGCUACAAAUAAACCAACUAUUAACAAGGAGGGACUGAAUUAUGCUGAUGUUGUUUUCACGAACAAAACACCAGCUAAAGAUGUCAAACCAGUUUAUCAUGAGGCGGUUGAGUAUGCUGGUAUACAGCCUGGUGUUCGAGGACCAACUCCACUACCUGUUUCUGAUAGCAGUGAUGAUGAUGACACACCGGCACCUGCAGCACCAGCACCUGGACCAAAGAAACAAAUGAAAACUAAGAAGAAGUAAAUUAAAGGAUCUAGAUGGGUAGCUUGAUCUAUCCCAAUCUCUUUCAAAUCUUAAACUUUUUGAUUGAUCAAUAGAUAUUAAACAUUCUGAGCAUAUCCAAUUAUGAUACCAAAAACAUGAACCAAUGAUAAAAUUUUAGCUUCCUGACUGUGCAGGCGUGAGUUAAGUAAAUCUUUCUACCCAGCCAUGUCAUCUCCAUUAAUUGAUGGUGGUAUUCUUGUUAAUGAUACUCCCUAAAAUGCACAGAGGAAUAUUUUUCCUUGUUUUUAUAUAAAACAGUUGUCUAUUGAAUAUCACCAUGUAGAUAAUCAGGGUCUGGGUUUGUGCUAUGUUGAGAAUUAUGAAAAUGUUUCUGUUUUUCAUUUCAUCUUACAACCUGACAAGCUAUUCUUUUCAAAGUUCAUAUUUUUUGU
Molecule: messenger RNA, 1763 nt
Organism: Patella vulgata (common limpet)
Lineage: Eukaryota; Metazoa; Mollusca; Gastropoda; Patellidae
Product: tyrosine-protein kinase-like otk
Exons: 12
Coding region: 1-1350 (449 amino acids)
Biological process (GO): cell-cell adhesion
Cellular component (GO): cell-cell junction
Molecular function (GO): cell adhesion molecule binding
Source: RefSeq, a predicted model, not a curated record